Lasiosphaeria miniovina is the source of this 555-nucleotide messenger RNA. RefSeq lists its product as uncharacterized. The annotation marks the transcript as partial. NCBI's taxonomy places the organism in Eukaryota, Fungi, Ascomycota, Sordariomycetes, Sordariales, Lasiosphaeriaceae. The transcript is spliced from 3 exons. The record is from RefSeq and is a predicted model, not a curated record.
GAGGUCGGAUCCGUGCCCGAGGUCGGCGACCGCGCGCCCCGGUCGUCCGACGGCCGCAUCGCCUUCCCGAGCGCUAAGCUCGUGCUGCUCGUCUUUCUCCGGCACUGCGGCUGUCCGUUCGCCGAGAAAACAUUCCGGUCCCUCACAAAGUUCUCCACCAAGCAUCCCGAGAUCCAGUGCAUUGCCGUGUCGCAGGGCUCGCCGGCCGAGACGGACAAGUGGAUCGCCGAGACGGGCGGCGAGUGGAACGUCGAGGUGAUCCCCGACGAGCGGCGCGAGCUGUUUGCGCAGUGGGGCCUGGGCUUGACGUCGACUUGGCACGCCAUGAACCCAUGGGUAUGGUACCAAACCUACCGCCUCGGUAAGGGCGAGGGCAUCUGGGGUAGCUCCGGCGCGAGCCUUGGCAGCGCCGUGUCGGGGCCCCCGCGCGAGGCCGGCACCAUGUGGCAGAUGAGUGGCGCGUUCGCCGUCGAGGCAAACGGGUCCGUCGCCUGGUCGCACGUCGCGCGCGCCGCCAGUGACGUGCCCGACUUCGCCGAGGCGCUCAAGACACUC